Molecule: messenger RNA, 204 nt
Organism: Heterostelium album PN500
Lineage: Eukaryota; Evosea; Eumycetozoa; Acytosteliales; Acytosteliaceae
Exons: 2
Coding region: 1-204 (67 amino acids)
Source: RefSeq, a predicted model, not a curated record
AUGACUUUAAUUGCUUCCAUCACUAAACUCGGAUCAUCUGCUCAAAUCAAUCAGACAACAUUGAAAAAUGAAAUAAUGCUGAGCAACAGUAACAACACUUUGACUGGUCAAUCAUCCAACUCAAAUCAAUCACUUGUUGAUUUGAAUAUACUCGCAACCGUAUUAGGUAUUUUGGGUAUCAAAAUUGGUGCCACUGUAUUGUAA